Messenger RNA from Babjeviella inositovora NRRL Y-12698, 1359 nucleotides. RefSeq lists its product as uncharacterized. NCBI's taxonomy places the organism in Eukaryota, Fungi, Ascomycota, Pichiomycetes, Serinales. The annotation marks the transcript as partial. The transcript has a single exon. The record is from RefSeq and is a predicted model, not a curated record.
AUGAAGCUCUCUCCGAUAUUUUUGGUUCCCUUCCUAUUCCAGGUGGCAACGGCCGUUAUUAACGUUACCUCUGUCACCACUAGUCUCACCAACCCAGCCCCAUCCAACCUCUGUGACUCCUUUGUCACUUCUGGUGGUCAGGGUGUACACGCUUGGCUGGCUACGGCCAAUUUCUUUGCUGCUUCAACCAGAGAUUCAGGCAACAUGUACGAUAGGCUGAGACACUACGAGUACGUGGUGCAGUGGUUUUUCACCUUCGACAGUCAAUUGGAUGCCACUGGGUUUGACAUUUCCACGUUGACCUCUGCUAUUUCGCUGCGCACCACUGUCAAUGUGGUUGUUAAUCCUACCCAGGGUAGCUAUAUCCUUUCUUACAAUGACACCGUCGCUCAUCCACUUGUUUCCGGUGAGGAUCGUAAUAAAGGGCUGAACAGUUUCAACUCCUUGAUUGGCUACACCACAAUCUUCACUGGUGGGCCAAAUCCUACCAUUGUUAUCUUGGGAUCUUCGGAAUUCUGGACCAAGCCAGCUCAUGGGUUGACUUGUACCAUCAAUUCCGUUACUCCAAACUGUAUCGCCUUGGGGUAUCCAGUGUUCAGUAAGUGUAUGACUUGGUGCGAGUGUACGGACAGCAAUCCUCCUUCUGGUGGACACCACCAUCAUCCUGGUGGACACCACCCUAGUGCCAUAACAGCCACUCUUACUUCUACUCAGUCUGAUGGAUGUUUGAUUGUAGAGGAGAUGGUUGAGUCGGCUCACACUUAUAGCACCACGUUAUUACAGACGAACACCCGUACCGUCACCCAGACCAGAGAGCGGAGAUCAGCAACGGCUACCGUCUUUUUCAGACCACGGUUUACCACCUUCAGGUCUACUUUCACCACUACUCAAACUCAAAUUGAUACCCAAAUCGCGUUAGUCACCACUGUCUCCACCUCGUUGCUUAACGCUGUUACCUUGUGUCCAGCUUCAUCUGUCGCUCCAUCUGUAGUAUCGUCAGAUGCCGCUUCGUCUGCUGCUGGUUCUUCCGCUCCAGCUUCGUCUGCCGCUGGUUCUUCCGCUCCAGCUUCGUCUGCCGCUGGUUCUUCCGCUCCAGCUUCGUCUGCCUCUGGUUCUUCCGCUCCAGCUUCUUCUGCUACUGGUUCUUCCGCUCAAGCUUCGUCUGCCGCUGGUUCUUCCGCUCAAGCUUCGUCUGCCGCUGGUUCUUCCGCUCAAGCUUCGUCUGCCGCUGGUUCUUCCGCUCCAGCUUCAUCUGUUGCUGUUUCGUCUGUUUCUUUGUCAUCAGCCUCUAAUGUUAUCACUGGGACCACAACUUCCACUGUGUUUGUCACAUCUACACAGUUCACUGCCACUUCGUUC